Anopheles darlingi is the source of this 3723-nucleotide messenger RNA. RefSeq lists its product as uncharacterized. NCBI's taxonomy places the organism in Eukaryota, Metazoa, Arthropoda, Insecta, Diptera, Culicidae. The transcript has 9 exons. Bases 471 to 3440 code for a protein of 989 amino acids. The record is from RefSeq and is a predicted model, not a curated record.
UUCCGGUACAGCGGGUAUCCUGUGUUCCUUCUAGGACGUGGCGUCAGCGUGUGUGUGUGUCUGUGAGUGAGUGUGUCCUUUUAUAGUUUCAAGGUCUGUGCAGAAUAGACAAGUAACAGGCCCAGCUUAAAUGCCGUUUCGUUUCGUUCGCCAAACGAAAGACUCAUUUCGCGAAGCGACGAACCCCCAUUUUGCGCCAACGAAGGCCUUGGCUAGGUGGCAAGGAGUGUAACAGGCCGGCCAGUCAGCCGGGUGCUGGCGCACCUUUCAAGCGUUCUUCCGCCAUCCAUCAUCGAUUUGCAGAUCUGAGCGGACAGUGCGUACCUGAAUGGAGAAACGGAAACGAACAAUACAAGUACUGGUAAAAAGUGAAAUCUCAACAUCGGUUUGAAGAUUGGUUGUGCAGCAAAACGUAGCGUGUGUGACUGUGUUGUGAAUUGUGCAAAUUAUUGACGUUCGUGUGACCGAACAUGUAUCCACCGAUCUUAGUGUUACUGCUAGCGUUAGUGUCUAUCUCACGCCAAACAUCGGCCCUCGAGCUGCUCGAGGACGAUGGGCGUUAUGAUUACUCUAGUCCUUACGCGAGUGCCGCCGGUUCGUUGCUCGGUUAUGGUGGGCCUACCAUGGAUGAACCGGCCACUGGAUUACCACUCCUCAACGCUGCAGCAUCGGCCCAACCCGUACCCAGUGUACUGCUGGACACGGUCUACUAUCAACAGCCAAAGGAUCAUCAGUCGGACUACGGAGGUAGUUCCUCGAUUGAGAUGAAGACCAGCAUGGAGGAGAGCGUGGAUGAGAAAACCCGUGGUGCAUACGGAGAUGCGUUCAACAGUUCCGAAGCGAUGGACGAUGAUGUUUACCUUACCACCAGCACCAUCGCCGACACGGUCGAGGCUAGCCUUGAGCGGAACGAUAGUGCCGAGCUGCAGCCGCACAUUCGGCAGCAGGCACCGCAACCAUUAGACCACGAGGCACGGGCCAGUGUUGCGCAGGCAUUCGUAAGCGACCAUCAUCCUAUUGACCAGGCAGCACGAGAUGAACCACUUGGUGGUGGUGCGAGUCGUGCGCUGGACCACCGGCAUCAUCAUCACGAAACGCCGUCCGAAGAGACAACAAACUUGCUUUACACUCGCACUGACACUAGCACCGGCAAUGGUGCCAACAAUGAUAGUGCCGAGCCUCCGAAUAGUAGUGUUGGUGGUGGCAGUGGCAUCGCAAGCCGGUUCGAUUCCACCGAGACCAAUGAUGGAGAAAAUAGUGUGGAAGAAUCGCAGGAAGAGGACGUGCUGGUAACAACGACCGCCAUUCCUUCCUCCUUUUCUUCCGGUACCAGUGCGGGCUCGGAUAUUGAUUCGCCACCAGUGGUCUCGGCGGGAGGUGCGCAUAUUCCGACCAAAGCUCCGUCAUAUCCAGCGAUCGAUGAGAGCAAAAUCUCCAAAACCGAGCUUUUAUCGCGGCUCAUCGUCGAUAAAAACCUGCGAUGGCCGAUCGCCUUUCUCGUCGAUGCGUCCAACGAUUCGCUCGUCUUCACGAAGAAAGUGCUCGACGCAUCGCUCGUCCCCAAGUCCCCGAUGGAUGCCAUCUUGCUGCGCUACAAUGGCACCGGAAUCUCUAAAUCGAUCGCAUUCCGCAACACGAAAAGCCUCAUGGAAGCGAUCAACCAGCUGCAGCCAAGCUAUGAUCGAGGCGGUAGCGAAUACUACGGUAUCUUGCGCACAUCACAGGAGGUACCGUACGAUAGUGCCAUCUUCCUGGCAACGAGCAAAUCCACAACCGACCCGCAGCUUUCCCGAAUGACCGCUCUCACCUUGCUGAAGAAGCGAAUCCGGCUAUACAUCCUCUGGUUCGGCGAUGAAAUGGAUACAAGUCAACGGUUGGACAAUCAAACUGGACUGCACGAGCUGGCGUACAAGACCGGAGGUCGCGUGAUACAGUUUGAGAUCGAUCGGGAUUUUGGCAGCAAUCCACUCUUGACAUCCCUAGUGUCCGAGCACGAUCUGCAUGGAGCACAGACGAUACCGAUCGGCGUAGAUGAAACCGUACACAGUUUAUACUUCAAGCUGCACGGUCACCUGGAACAGGCGACCCUGGAAACACCCCAUGGUUUGAAGGUGAUUGAUUUACUGGCAGAAGCUCACCACGGAUUGUUCUCCAACUACGACCAGCAUCACGAUCAACUUAGCAGCGAUGCGGAACCUCAACAUAAAGCUCAACAGAAAGAUCGCACCCGGUCGCAUUCGCCUGAUCUUGGUCUACUUUAUCUGUACCAGCUAAACACAACGCUCCCGGGUGUCUAUCGACUAAACGUUUCUUCGUCGACCGCUUACAGUGUCAGCAUCAAAUCAGCACAAGCCUUCUGGUCCGGGAUCGACGUAUAUGAAGCGGACCACCCCUCCGAAGCUGAUGAGCAUCACCAACAACGAUGGGAACAUCAAGAGGUAGAACUACUGAGCAACAGUCUAGGAGGUGGAGAGGGAGAACCACAAUUCGGUCGCAGCACCGCACCAGGAAGAUCGAAGCUGCCACGUGCAAGUGGCAACGAUGAAGGAGCAUUGGAGGAGCAUCGCUUCGCACGCCAAACAGAGCUUACUGAUGAGGAUUCCGGCAUCAUCAGUGGUCGUGCAUCGAUCCAAGCCAUCACCAAGGUCGAUGUCGGCGUCAAUUCUCAGCUGAUCGGCUCACGGGGCCAAACGCUGCAGUUAUACUUCGAGGUGACCAACUAUCGCCAAACUCCCAUCACGUACUUCUUCCGUGUAACAGACGAGCUGUCGUUCCUACGGACCCUGAACCCUGGCCAAGCCACGCUAAGUCCCGGUCAGUCGUUGAAUGUGAUCGUAACACUCGUGAUUGCACCGACGGCCGAGAUCGGAAGCCGUGACAAGGUCACCUUCUCGACGACAGGCGUAGAUCAGGUAUCGCAAGCCGCCUGGGUAACCGUUUCCGAUUCGGCAGGAUUGGCCGAUACGACACGGCCCUACCUCUGGUAUACGUACUCCAGCCGGUGCGAGGGACGCUCAACACCGGCCACCUGUACGGGGGCAUUCUGGACGCUCGAGAUAACGGCACGUGACUACGAAACCGGUCUGAUGCGUAUCUCAUCCAGUCCAGCCGGAUUGCUCUACAAAACUCCCUUCACGGCCGGUACCCGAGAUGAGGUGCGGGCUAGCUAUACCGCUUCCUGUUGUCAACCGCGGGUCACCGUUACAGCGUACGAUGUGAGCCGAAACGUGCGCAGCCUCAGCCUGGAUGUGACCGAUAUCUGGCUGAACGAGGCCGGCAUUGCGGCGGUCGUACUCGGUGUGCUGCUCUUCAUUGCGCUCAUCAUUCUGCUGGUACUGUUCAUACGAUACUGCAUCCGAAAGCGGCGGCAAUCGAAGGAACUUCCGAUCUACCGUGGCGGUGGCCCGGACAGCCGUGGCACUACCAGACGCACCAAAUGAGCACCAAAUGAGAUGGGAGUGUCGGAGUUUAUCGGAGUGACGUGACUUCUGAUAACGCAUUCAUAACUGUUAGAAGGCCCCUGGCCCCUUCACAUGAUUUCAUUAACUUGUUAUGCGCUUCCUCGCCUCCUAGACUCUAUUGCAGAUGGAGUAAGUUAAGGUUACAAACCAUACGAUACGAUAAGUUCUUCCAUAUGUUUCUGUGUUGCAGAAAAGAAAUAAAUGUUUUUAAAGAAAUUCCCUUCUCCAGGCGUGGCCCCGGAUGGUCGCCUCGCCACAAAUU